AUGCCUCCUUCCAGAUCCCGGACCUAUGAGUCCUCCUGCAAGGAGGCAGAGCAGGCGGCCACAGGCAGGCAGGGACCUCCAUCCCCCUCGCUGAGCAAGCAGGACAGCAGCUACCGCCGGGCCUUUGGGGAGCUCGCCGAGCAGGACGUGCUGCUGGGCUGCUUCUCAUGCGCCUGGCAGAGAGAGAUGCCCUACCACGGCCGCCUCUACGUGUCCUCACGCCACAUCUGCUUCCACUCCAACCUCCUGCUCAAGGACAUCAAGGCCGUGGUCCCUGUCGCCUCCAUCUCAGCUCUCAAAAAAACCAACACGGCGCUGCUGGUGCCCAACGCAGUCAGCAUCCGCACGGCCAAGGGGGAGAAGUUCCUCUUUGUGUCGCUGCGCCAGCGGGAGGCCACGUACCAGCUCCUGAGGUCGGUCUGCAAACACCUGCAGGUACGCGGGGAUGGAUGGGGAGGGGGGCUCCAUACAUCCAUUGCAGAGCACCUCCCUUCAUCUCUCCUUAUCCAGGACAGCGGCCAGAGCCCUCGAGACUCACUGAGCAAUGGGGAAACUCCUAGGAAGUCUCAGAUCCCGAGCCAGUCAGACCUGGAACAGAGCACCCCGGAGCCCAACAGCCUCCAUGAAUCCCUGGGCGAGCCAAACCCGAGAUCAAGGCAAGCGGAGGACGAGGAUGACGAGGUGGCCCGGCUGGUUCCCAGCAGCGGUGAAUGGGUGCCCUCAGUAGAGACACGUGCCCUCUGGGGGGGACCCUACAGCGUGCUCCAGGCCAGGGCCACUGCACUUUGGUCCCGGAUAAAACCCCAGCUGAGCCCUCUCAACAUCAUCAUCCUCAUCUACCUGCUGCUCAUGGUGGCUUUGCUGCUGUCCUCGGGGUACAUCGGUCUGCGCAUCGUGGAGCUGGAGCAGCAGCUGGCGUUCGCGGGGGCUUGGCCUGACCUCAACCUGUCACAGCAGUACGAGACAACGUGAUGCCACUGAGGACCAUGACCAGAGCUCCAGCCAGGGGGUCAGGGGGUUCAGGAGCUGCUCUGACCCUUAGCCUCUCAGAGGGGCUCUGUCACCAAGUGCCUUCAAGCCCUCCACAUGUCCUGGGAAACCCAUGUGGGCUGUGAGGCUCGCUCCCCCAUUUCAGCCCAGCAAAAGAG
This is a messenger RNA of Sturnus vulgaris (Common starling), 1148 nucleotides long. NCBI's taxonomy places the organism in Eukaryota, Metazoa, Chordata, Aves, Passeriformes, Sturnidae. The record is from RefSeq and is a predicted model, not a curated record.